Rana temporaria (common frog) is the source of this 2332-nucleotide messenger RNA. RefSeq names its product TRAF3 interacting protein 1 (gene IFT54). Gene Ontology annotation, molecular function: microtubule binding. Gene Ontology annotation, cellular component: axoneme; intraciliary transport particle B; ciliary basal body. Bases 183 to 2165 code for a protein of 660 amino acids. Gene Ontology annotation, biological process: intraciliary transport; regulation of microtubule cytoskeleton organization; cilium assembly. Lineage: Eukaryota; Metazoa; Chordata; Amphibia; Anura; Ranidae. The transcript has 15 exons. The record is from RefSeq and is a predicted model, not a curated record.
UGCAUGCGCACAUCGGCGUUGGAAAGGGAUUGUGGGAAAGGAAGAACUGGCCGGUGCUGAGAGCACAGUAACCGAGCCUUGGAGACUGUUGUCAUCGAGGAGCGGGAGCCGGGGAAGCAAGCCUGGGAGUAGAGAGCCCGCUCCGCCGUUCCUCUGCUGCUUCACAGGCCCGGUCUCCCGGGAUGGAGGCCGCGGUGAUCCGGCGUACACAGGAUACUCUGGGGAAGGUGAUCAAGAAGCCCCCGCUCACCGAUAAACUGCUGGCCAAGCCGCCUUUCCGUUACCUUCAUGACAUUCUGAGCGAGGUUAUCAGAACUGCUGGGUUUUUCAAGGGACUUUACACAGAGUCAGAACUGAAAUCAGACAAUGUAAAGGAGAAGGAUUCCAAAAUCAGCUUCUUACAGAAAGCAAUCGAUGUGGUUGUUUUGGUGACUGGAGAACCUUUGUCUGUGAAGCCGGCUCGAAUUGUGGCGGGACAUGAACCAGAGAGGACGAACGAGUUCCUUCAGGCCAUAGGAAAAUGCUGUUUGAAUAAAUUAUCCAGCGAUGAUGCUGUGAAGAGGGUUCUGUCGGGAGAAAAACUGGACUCUAAAGGGAAGCCUCCAUCAAACACCAAGUCUCAAGAUAAGGAAAACAGAGAAGCAAAAGAUGAAGAACGAAGGAGCCAGAGGGAGAAAGAGGACAGGAGGGAGCCUGAAAUCAGGGAAAGAAGUGGAAGCAGAGACAGAAAAGACAGACAGAUGAAAGAUGAGGAAAGAAAACCUUCUGAAAGAGAAAAAAAGAAGGAACGGGAAAGAGUGGGAGAGACGGAGAAAGAUGGAUUGCGAGGAGAGAAAAACGAUAGAGAGAAAAACAGAGUAAAAGAACCUCGAUCAGAAACUGACAGAAAUAAAGAUAAAGGUAGGGACAGAGAAAAGCGAAGUGAAGGGGGCCAUGGAAAAGAGAGGGACAGAACAAGAGAUAAAGAAAAAGUAAGAGAUGGAGAGAGAGAACGUGAAAAGGAGCGAAACCUGGAAAAAGAGAGGGAACCUGAAGAUCGCAGUCGUGAAAGAGACAAAGAACGCGGUGACCGUAACAGGGAUGAGAGGACAAGAACGCGUGAACAGGAUAAAGAGCGAAGACGGGAACGGGAUUCGGAAAGGAGAAAAGAACGUGUAAGGGAUAAUGAGCAUAAAGGGGACAGAGAAGAAAAACCAGAGGAAGAAAUGAGAUCAGAACGAAAGCAAAAAAUAUCAGAGGAGCCUACAAAGAAAAUCUCGGACGUCCCUGCAAGAGAGGAGAGACAGUCCGUUUCAUCCAAAGCAGCUCGGCCAUCUGCCUCAAAACUACGAGAACGAAAGCCAGCCAAACUCGGUGGAGAAGCAGCGGAUUCUGCUAGUGAUGGUGAGGGAAAAGACACUCAGGCAAAGAAUACUGAAGAUGAAGCUUCUGAUGGGCGAACAAACCUCUCUGCUCAAAGAAGAAUCCCUCGACCUGGAAGUGCACGACCAGCUCCACCAAGAGUAAAGAGGCAACCCAGCACAGACAACAUUGUCCCUGAAAGGGUUGGCAGUGGAAAGGGUGUCUCCAGUGUAAUUGUGGAGAAGCCGAAAGAUGACGGUGAUGACGAUAACGAAUUUGUGGUGGAGGAAGCGUCUCCUCAGCUGUCGGAUCUGCCUGCAAUGGAGAUGGAGUCGGCGCUAGACCUCCCUGCGGAUGAAAAGCAUGGCAGUCUUGUUAAGAAAAUCUUAGAGACCAAAAAGGAAUUUGAGACACAACCUGAUGCAGGCAGUAAGGGCAAGGCCUUUUUGACUGAUAAUGGAAGACAGAAGGAAAAGGAUAUGGUGACAAAGGAGAUUGGAAAGCUCAGGAGCUCCAUUCAGAUCGUGUGUCGCAGUGCUCUGCCACUUGGCAAAAUUAUGGAUUAUAUCCAGGAGGACAUGGACACAAUGAAGAAUGAGUUGCAGAUGUGGAGAAAAGAAAACGGCGAACAUGCAGAGGUUCUGCUAAGGGAGCAGAGCAUCACUGACUCGGCUGUGGAACCUCUUAAGGCUGAACUUGUCGAGCUUGAGCAACUUAUCAAGGAACAACGUGAUAGGAUCUGCACAGUGAAAGGAAACAUACUGCGGAAUGAAGAGAAAAUCCAGAAGAUGGUUCAGAGCAUGAGUGGCUCGAAUAGAGACUGAAUUAUGCAGUAAUAGUCCAGACAGUAAUAGACAGUCCAUAUCUCUGUGGCACAAAUGACUUGUUUUUUCUAGGUCCAGUACUUUUAAACCUAUUUAUUCAGUUGCUGUUCAGGGUGCGUCUGUGAAUUGUAUACAUUCCAUUGGAGGUUUGUGCUUUUUUUUUUUUU